UUGUUGACAACGUCAUUGAAAUUUUUAACGCGGCAGACUUCUUUCUAUUGGAAAAGCUUCGAAAGCUCGCUUUUGAAUCCCUAAAACGAUUAUGCAACGAAGAUGGAAACGAAAGCAAAUCUCCCGAGUUACUAUCUAGGAUGGCUAAACUAACAGUGCCUUUGGAUGAUGGUACAAUUGCCGAUUGCAUUAUUAACUCUAUGACCAAAAUUUCGUUUGAUACCCUCGGAUUUGGUAGAUUAUCGCUUGAAGGGUUACACCACUUUCUGUCAAAAAGCUGUGAAAAAAGCAUGCAAUUUGUCUCCAGCGAAUAUUCUAUUUUAAGAUUCGCAAUCUUAACGGCCGCGUCAACUAUAUCACACGAAGCAUUCCUUGCUCUCGAGAAAAGAUUACCAACAUGGGAGAAGGUCAACGGAUACAGUAAUAACAUUUUAACAAACAAAAAAAUUAGUGAAUCCGUAACAAAUAUCUUAGGUUCACUUUUCGAGUAUAUUGACUUUAGAAGGAUUGAUGCAAAAAUACUUGAGAAAAUUAUCGAACCAUUGCAUAUUGUUCCUUCCUCAAAUAUUGUUGAUUCCUAUCGGCUCCAGGCCUGCGAAAAAACUUCUUUUUCGGCUUUUCGUGGACUUCUUAAUUUCAAAUGGGACAAAAAUAGUUGUAGUCCGACAUUAAACAUCAGCAAUGACGGAUAUACGGUUACCGCGUCCCAAAGGACCAAAGAAUAUCAAUGUGUCAGAACAAAUAUUCCGAUGAGUAGUGGCAUUCAUGAACUUUGUAUUUUGAUCGAAAGAACAUGCAACUACUCUUGGAUUGGAAUCUGUGGAGAUGCGUUUGAUCCUUCGAAAAAUGCAAAACACCAGCGAAACGCGUGGGUUCUAUGCACAUCAGGAGAACUUUAUCACAACAAUGAACAUACAAAGGUGACACAAAAUUUCGAUAGAGACAAUACUAAAAUAGUUGUACAAAUAGACAUUAAAAAAAGUACACUUACAUUCACCAUUAAUGAAAAAAGAUGCUCGACAAGUAUCAAGGAAUCACUCCCUUCAAAACUUUAUUUUUAUACAUCACUGCGAUAUCCGGGAAUAGUUAAAAUUUUACCACGAG
Acaulospora morrowiae is the source of this 1104-nucleotide messenger RNA. The record is from the annotation of a GenBank genome assembly. NCBI's taxonomy places the organism in Eukaryota, Fungi, Glomeromycota, Glomeromycetes, Diversisporales, Acaulosporaceae.